GUACGAAGAAACAAAAAUUCAUCUUCAGUGCCAUAGGAAACAUUGCCAUGAGUGGGCGACGGAGCCCAAUUAAAUUGUGAAUUUUUUUAAAAAUUAAAAUGAAAGUAAAAUGAAUUGGGGAGUUGUUGUGCUACUUUUUGUUGUGACUUCCGCUGCAUGGGGGCAACAGAUGCGGAAGGAUCCUAAAAUUCUCUUUGUUAUCCUUGUUCGCAAUAAAGCCCACACAUUGCCGCUCUUCCUCACGUAUCUCACACAGUUGGAGUACCCCAAGGAUAGGGUGUCACUCUGGAUCCGUUCGGAUCACAAUGUAGAUGCCUCAUUGGAGAUUGUGGAGGAGUGGCUGAAGGAUGCGAGAUCCUGGUACCAUUCCAUUCACUACAGUUCCAAUGUGAGUGAAGCAAUGCGUCCGGAGGAGGUUUCUCCCACACACUGGCCACUGGAACGCUUCCGGGAUGUGAUAGCAAUGAAGGAGGAGGCACUGAGAGUUGGCAGGGAAAUCUGGGCAGACUAUGUCUUUUUCCUCGAUGCUGAUACCUUCCUCACGAAUCCUCUGACACUGAAGAAGUUGGUUAAUUUGGGUCUUCCAAUUGUGGCACCAAUGCUAAUCUCUGAUGGUCUUUACUCCAACUACUGGUGCGGCAUGACGGAGGAGUACUACUACGAGCGCACCGAGGAGUACAAGAAGAUCCUCAAUAGGGAGAUUAUUGGUGUCUUCAGCGUCCCCAUGGUUCACAGUGCGGUUCUCAUUGAUCUCAAUCAUCCGGAUAGUGAUCUCCUGACCUUUGACAAGGAUCUCCUGAACUUCCAUUUGGAAUCACUUAAUUCCCCGCAUAGGUACAAUGGUCCCGUGGAUGACAUCAUCAUUUUCGCCAUGUCAGCAAAGUAUUCCGGAAUCCCCAUGAGGAUCUCCAAUGAGGUGUCAUUUGGAUACAUUAUGGUACCCCUGGAGCACGAUGAAGACAUCGUGAGGGACGUGGAUCAAUUGCAGAACGUUCGGGUGAUGAUCUGGAAUGAUUUGGAGGUGCUGGAUGUGCUGCCGAAUCUACAAAAAUACAUCACAUUCCCGGAAAAGGAUCGUCUCACUCUCUCGCGUAUCUUCAUGGUGAAUCUCAAACGUCGUCCGGAGAGGAGGCUCAAGAUGGAGGGGAAUUUCCGGGAGUUGGGACUCGAUGUGGAGUACUUCGAAGCAAUUGAUGGUCGUAGCAUUGAUGAUGAUUUCCUCAAUGAGUGGGCAAUCAACUUCCUCCCCGGGUAUGCUGAUCCCUACCACAAGCGUCAAAUGACAAUGGGAGAGGUGGGAUGCUUCCUCAGUCAUCUAACUAUCUGGCAACGAAUUGUCAAGGAGAAUUUGCAGGAAGUUCUCAUUCUGGAGGAUGACAUUCGCUUUGAACCCUUCUUCCGUGAGAGGCUCCUUAAUCUCCUUCAGGAAGCACGUCAACUCAGCACCUGGGAUCUCAUAUACAUCGGACGGAAGCGUCUAAAUGAAUCAGCGGAACCCUGGGUUGAGGGAUCUCAGUACCUUGUCUACCCAUCCUAUUCCUACUGGACUCUGGGCUACCUCAUCUCCAACCAAGGGGCUAAGAAGCUCAUAAAGGCGGGACCACUGGAGAAACUUCUGCCUGUGGAUGAAUUUCUCCCCAUAAUGUUCGAUAAGCAUCCCAAUGAGGUGUGGAAAAGUGCCUUCAACCCGCGGAAUCUCAUUGCCAUGAGUGCUGCUCCACUCCUACUCUAUCCCACCCACUACACCGGUGAAGAGGGCUACAUUUCCGACACAGAGGACUCCCAUCAGAUCCCCCUGACAUCCGCAGAGGUUUCCCACGAUGUGCAACGGAAGAGUGAUAAAGCCGAUCAAGCACUGGAACUGCAUACGGUGGGAGAACCCCUCCUUGAAAAUGCCAUAAAUGAUCGCAAAACGAUCAGGGAGGAUCGCAGCGAUCUCUAAAGUUAUUUUUUAUAUUAGGAAUAUUAUCUUUACUUUGUUCAAAUCAACCUGGCACAUAAGCCCCGCCUUUCGAUAGAACGUAAUGUAGUUUAAAUCAAAGAUGUUUAAAUGAAGAAGAAGAAGAAUAAUUAAGCUCUAAUUGGCUAAUAAAUUCGUCCCAUAGUUUU
This is a messenger RNA of Lutzomyia longipalpis, 2109 nucleotides long. Its product is annotated as glycosyltransferase 25 family member. The record is from RefSeq and is a predicted model, not a curated record. Gene Ontology annotation, molecular function: procollagen galactosyltransferase activity. The transcript is spliced from 4 exons. Bases 110 to 1942 code for a protein of 610 amino acids. Lineage: Eukaryota; Metazoa; Arthropoda; Insecta; Diptera; Psychodidae.